AUGUCUAAGUACGAAGACCCACUUGGGAAUAUAAAUUCCACUUUCAUCAUUCUCAGUGAGACAUUCAUACAACGUAUAUCAGAGUCGGUGUUUGUGGGACUGUGUGAUAUAGUGGGGACCUCACAAAUGGUGGCCAUGAGGAGAGAUGUGAUGGACAUCAGGGAGAUGGUGGGAAAUCAAGCGAAAACAAUUGGCAGUAGCAUGCUGAGUGGAAGUUACAGAGAAGGAUUCAGACUGGAAGGAUCAGAUGUAGAUGUUAUGUACUGGCUAAAUAAUCACAGUGUGAUCUGGGACUUAUCUCAGUCUCAGUAUUACAAAACACACAGACAAACUCUGAUCCUCUGUGACUGUUCUGAUAGUCCACCAGGAUUUACUUUGUUAUAUUUACUGUCACCAAGCAGGGACCGACAAAUUCAUGGAGCUUGUGUUAGAAUGUAUAACAGAUAUUAUUUAUCUAGCUCUGAAUUCAGACAGAUUUGUAUAUUUGCAUUUCAAAAAAGUGAUAACACCACUCCACAUGGACCCUGUGCCAGUGUAACAUCUGGAGGACGAGAAUUUGAUCAUGCCCUCUGUUUUGUCAGUGACUUUUGGCCUCCCUCUGCCUCCUCAUGGAUAGACAGAUGUCACUCAUGGCCCCAGCCUCAUGUUGUUAAUGAUAUUGUAAAAAAUGGAUGUCACUUUGUAGCGAUUGGACAUCCGCUAGGAAAUCAUGAAGAUCUUGAAUGGAGAAUUUCUUUUUCCCUAGCAGAACGAAAACUUGUGUAUGUAAUGAAUCACUGUCAAUUCGUAACUUACGGCUUGCUGAAAUUGAUCUUAACAGAAAUAUUUAACAAUGGAGUAGGUGAUGAUGAUAAAUUACUGUGUUCCUAUCACAUGAAGACGGCAGUUUUCUGGGUGAUUCAACAAAAUACAAUACCUCACUGGUCUCCACAAAAUCUCCUGGGGGGUUUCUGGGUCUGUUUUAAACUCAUCCUCAAAUGGGUGUAUGAGGGGGUCUGUCCUAACUUUUUCAUUCCAGACAACAACAUGUUUCUGAGUAAAAUUCAUGGCGUCAAACAACAUCAAUUAUUUAUAAGACUGUCAGAGUUGUAUGAGAAGGGUUUAGCAUUCUUGCUACACAGUCCCUGCAUUAGAUCUUAUAUUAUAGAUGUCCUCUAUAACCCCAGAAACUCCAUCUGUACAGAUGAUCAUACUCUGAUUUCUGAGGCUCAGUUUGAUAGAAAUAUAUUAUUAUAUGAAACAUUACUUGAUGGCCCAAUAAAUCAAUUGGACACACAAAUCUGCAUUAGAUAUCUACAUGCAAUAGAACAGAUGAUAGGAUCACCCCUCCUGACACAAUAUCAAGUCCACAAGCUACAGAACAUGACCGCUAUGAUCCUUCAGUACACUGCUUUUACAUUACACAUGGAAACUUACACACCUGACAACAAACUGAGGUAUAGAGCUGACAAAAUGUCCUGUCACAUGCUGAAAUUAGCAGCCAAGUUUGGUUUUAUUACAGACAUGCUGUACAUAGCCAUGUAUUAUUACAAGACACUUAGAUACACGGAAGCUUUAUCUAUUAUAGAGAUGAUCAAGGUCAAGUUAGCACAGCCAUAUGUGAUGUGUAUGGGUAAUGUAAAUAUAGAUAUGUACUAUAUUGAGGCUGUAGGGGGGCAGUCCUGGUCUAAAAAGAUGAGACAGGCUGCAGCAUGGAUUAUCUUACUUAGCAAUGAAAUCCAUUACAUCAAUGAACUGAUACCAGAACAACAGUCUGCUCUAAAGAACCACACGUUUCCAUUAGGUGUACCACCCUUGGUACUGUUAUACAUGCUAGAGAUCUUGUGCUACAGACAUGUAGACACAAUGCAAGCACAAACAGCUCUAGAUGAUCUACAGACCCUAGUGCACUAUGCUCAGGUACAGCUUAUACCUUCUGAUUCCAGAAACAUCUCGUGGCAGAUUCUAGGGAUCUGUCAACAGGUGACAGGGAACCUUCAGGCUGCUCUGUACUCAUACCAACAAUCUCUCAGACAAAAACCAUUCCACAGAAUACAAACAGCUACAGAAAUGAGAAUACAGAGUGUUUGCCAGUUGGCUUAG
Molecule: messenger RNA, 2082 nt
Organism: Saccostrea cuccullata (small rock oyster)
Lineage: Eukaryota; Metazoa; Mollusca; Bivalvia; Ostreida; Ostreidae
Exons: 2
Coding region: 1-2082 (693 amino acids)
Source: RefSeq, a predicted model, not a curated record